Hyposmocoma kahamanoa is the source of this 690-nucleotide messenger RNA. RefSeq names its product collagen alpha-1(XVIII) chain-like. The transcript is spliced from 6 exons. NCBI's taxonomy places the organism in Eukaryota, Metazoa, Arthropoda, Insecta, Lepidoptera, Cosmopterigidae. Bases 100 to 690 code for a protein of 196 amino acids. The record is from RefSeq and is a predicted model, not a curated record.
ACUCCUUUUUUGAAGUUGGUUAACAAAUAAAUACUACUAUGAUGUAUUUAUUAUGAAUAACGAUAUAAAAACACAACGGUUGAUAUAGUGUCAGUCGAGAUGAAAACGAUAUGGUAUAAAGUGGUAACACUAAUUGUAAUACAGGGAGCGUUUCAAGAACUCAAAUUGUACGGCUCUCCGUCACAGGCUGAAGUACAAUGCGUCAAUACUUUUGAGGACAUGGGUAAAGGCAGCGGCGGCGACGAGAUUGACAUUGAUAAUUUUUUGGUGGACCAGGAAGAGGGCGAUGCAGAGGGCUCCGGGAGGUACGGCACCAUACCCCCUUUCCCUCCUCCGCCCCCGGGAUUAGAUGGCUACACCAUGCGUUGGAGAGGAGAAAAAGGAGAUCGAGGACCACGGGGUCCGCCUGGCGAAUCAAUAAGGGGACCUCCAGGGCCACCAGGCCCACCAGGGCCACAGGGGACCCCGGGACCUUUAAGUGAAUUUGGAUCUGGAGAUGGCCUGUCCACAAUCAACAGUAUCGCGCAAACAUCCAGCGGAGCGGACGGAACAAAUCUGCAUAUCCCUGUAAAGUCUAGACCGCAGAGAUCUCGUUUAGCCUGUGGGCAUCACCUGCUGUCUGUUUGCAUAGCUUACUGCGGCAGUGGCGCACAAAGUAUUAGACAGAGCGAUUUAGAAACUCCACUUUGA